CCGGCCUCCAGCGCGUUCCAACCCGCGGGCCUGCCGGCCUGGGCAUCGCCGACGCGCGCCAACUUCCGCAUCCGGCUCUUGGCGCUUCCGGUCUUAGCGGACCCAUCUAGGAGGGUAUGCUGCAAACCUCCAAAUGCUGGUCUGUGGGAUUCAGCAGAUGAAUCUUCUAUCUUCCUCUCAUCUGUAAGCUGUUCUUCCCGACUGUUCUCUCACCAUCCAGUGUCAUCAUGUCUACCUUACUCCUCAAUCUGGAUUUUGGCGAGCCUCCCCCCAAAAAGGCAUUAGAGGGAAAUGCCAAGCACCGAAAAUUUGUCAAGAAGCGGCGACUCUUGGAACGGAAAGGCUUCCUCAAUAAGAAGAAGCAGCCCCCUAGCAAGGUGCCUAAGCUGCACUCAGAACCUUCAAAGAAAGGGGAAACUCCCAGGGUAGAUGGCACUUGGAAGGCCACUCCCCUUCCAAAGAAGACAACAGCUGCCUCCAGCAGUGGGUCAGAGCAGUCCCUGGACAAGAAAGCUGCAGUGCCUUGGCUGACUCCUGCCCCUUCACAGAAGGCUGGUUCUGUUGUGGCUAAAGUAGAUUUGCUGGGGGAGUUCCAGAGCGCCCUACCAAAGAUUAAGAGCCACCCAACUCGCCCCCAGAAGAAGGGCUCCCAGAAGAAUCCUCCACCCAAGAAUGGCCCACAGAACUCCACCCAAACACAUUCAGAGAAUAAAUACUCUGGGGCAUCCCAGAAGAUACCGGGGAAGAUGGUGGCAAUUGACUGUGAGAUGGUGGGUACUGGACCCAAGGGGCAUGUCAGUUCCUUGGCUCGAUGUAGCAUUGUCAGCUAUGACGGAGAUGUGCUUUAUGAUGAGUACAUCCUGCCCCCUUGCCACAUUGUGGACUACCGGACCAGAUGGAGUGGUAUCCGGAAGCAGCACAUGGUGAAUGCUACGCCCUUCAAGAUUGCUCGGAACCAGAUCUUGAAGAUUCUCACAGGGAAGAUAGUGGUGGGGCAUGCCAUCCACAACGACUUCAAAGCCCUUCAGUACGUUCAUCCCAAGUCCCUCACCCGAGACACCUCUCAUAUCCCCCUCCUCAACCGUAAGGCUGACUGCCCAGAGAAUGCCACCAUGUCUCUGAAGAGUCUCACCAAGAAGCUGUUGAACCGGGACAUCCAGGCUGGGAAAAGUGGACAUUCCUCAGUGGAAGAUGCUCAGGCCACCAUGGAGCUGUACAAGUUGGUUGAAGUUGAAUGGGAACAGCACCUGGCCCAGAAUCCCCCUAAAGACUAGUGCCAGCGGGGACACCGGCGAUGUAGGCAGGCGGAAGCAGCACCACACCCAGGACGGGGCAGUGGGCCACGGACCGCUCCACCAGCUCUACGCCUUUGCAAGCUAGGGGGUUUGGGGAGAGGGAGGCCACACCCCAGACUUAACAUCCAUUGAGGUCCACUUCAGGUGUUGUGUGUCUUGUUAACUGUUACUUGGAAGGAGGACACUUCCAUGUCAGAACCCACCCCUAGGCCGUUUACCUCUUAAAUGGUGCUAACCGUGUGUCCCAAGGUGCUUUGCUUCUGGGAAAGUCUUUUGACUUUCAAAGGGCACAGCAAACCGGGAAAUGUCUUUUCCCAAACUGCCUUAUCACUAGGGUGGCUAUGUGUCCCAUCAUGCCUUUCCUUUCAGGCAAUUAACAGCACCCUCUUUCACUCUCAGAAGUAUCCUGUUGGAUGAUAACUUGUACAAUCACAAUGCAUCUCUCAGACUCUGCUUUCUGCUCAGAGUCUACAUAUGGUUUGUGUUGGGGUAUCACCUGUUCUUUCCGCCUUGAAUUCCGGAGAAGCCAUUCCUGGUGAGGUUUAGUUCUCCUUAGGGUUAUGGGCAGGACAGGUAAGAGAGUGACUUGGAAAUCAAUUUUUCUGAUUUAGGAAAGCAGUCUCCUAAAGUAAUAGAGAAUUUAUUUAAUUUAAACCCCACUUGCUAGGUUAAAGAAGAAUUUUUAAAUGUUUCAAUGAGUUUUAGUCUUUUACUUUGCUAAACCAAGCCUCUGAAAAUGCAAAUUAUUCCCUUGAUAAAUUUUUUAUAAAGGAAAAA
Molecule: messenger RNA, 2072 nt
Organism: Capra hircus (goat)
Lineage: Eukaryota; Metazoa; Chordata; Mammalia; Artiodactyla; Bovidae
Gene: ISG20L2
Product: interferon stimulated exonuclease gene 20 like 2
Exons: 4
Coding region: 228-1274 (348 amino acids)
Biological process (GO): intrinsic apoptotic signaling pathway in response to DNA damage by p53 class mediator
Cellular component (GO): nucleus
Molecular function (GO): 3'-5'-RNA exonuclease activity; nucleic acid binding
Source: RefSeq, a predicted model, not a curated record